AUGUUGAGGGAAUUCCCCCCUCAACUUGGGCAUCAGCCUCCAGUUGUCAAUGAUGAGGCUAAUAAUGAGCCAAUAGUGAUUAGCGAUGAUAAGCCUGAUAAUGAGCCCAUAGUGAUUAGCGAUGAUGAGCAAGAAAUGGAGGUAGAUGAUGAGCCUAUUGAAAUGAGCGAUGAUGAGCAAGAAAUGGAGGCUAAUGAGCCUGUUAGAAUAAACGUUGAUGAUCUAGCCCCUAUAAGGGAUGGGGAAGUAAUUUUUAAUUACAUUCCCGAGGGGGGGAUCAUUUAUAAAGCUUGCAUACUCAGAAAUAAAAAUGGAGUCAAAUUUGUAGGAGAUAAUAAAAUCAUUUGCUGCAUGAGUUCAGCUAAGGACAUGGAACAAAGUUUCAUGAAUGAAAUUAGUAUUUUGGAAAAAACCAUAGAAGAACUACAAGAAGACACAGAAGUUAAAGACAAACACAUGAAAAAGUUGAAAAACGACAUGGACAAGUUCAUGGAAGAUGCCCUAAAAUCCGAGGAAGAAAUGUGUGAAUUAAUAGCAGCUCAAAAUCAAACCAUUGUGGAAGCUGAAACACGAAUGAUAGAACUUCAGAAAAUCAUUGAACAACUACAAACAAAGUCUACUUGCACAACAAGCACUCAAACAACACUACUUUGCAAAACCACAAGAGAGAUCAGCACCCAAUCCGUAAUAGACGUAAAAAACACCUAUAUCCAAACAGAGUGCAAUGGAGAUGAAACAGGAAACUUCGACAUCCUCAAGAAUAAACCAGAAUUCAUGACUGCUGUUGGAAGCACACAAUGCAACAUACCAGAACCUACUGUGGAAGAAUCUACAAAGUCAAUUGAAUGUGUCAAUGGAAUUGAAACCCCGACUGAAGUGAAAAUCAUGGAAAAUAACAAAAGUGGGAUGAAACUGCAGAAAAAGAAGAAACAGCAUCUGAAGGAGAAACCAUCCAACUUUACAGGCAAUACCUAUUCAACUGAUUUUAGUAUAGAUAUCAUAGAACCUGAUAGUAUUCGCCCUUCCACUCAUGAUUGUGGUACCAGUGCGCAAUGGAGAACUUCUAGUGAUCCUGCGAGCCCACAAAGACAAAUGAUGACAAAAGUUGCUUUCCCACAUAGAAAAAUGUUAAUCUAUGGGGACGAGUAUGCCACUGACUUUCCUAGGGUUGUCGAGAGAGCGAAUACUGCUUUGCCAGGAUCUCCUCAGACUCAGAAUAUUGCUAAAAUAACGAUAGAAAGCAUCAAUUUGAAAGUGCCACAUCUCACACCCAACGAUGACAUAAAGUUGCAGUUGUUGACACGUAUCAAAGCAGAUGAGUCUAUGAUGAUACCGUUUCGCCGAUGGGAAUUGCACGAGCUACCAGCACUCACACAAGGAUCUACCAUAGAAAUCUGGUCCGUCAAGACAUGUUCUGCAUUGGACAGUCCAAGAUAUGUUAUAGUAUUUUUCCAAACGAAAAAAGCCGAUAAUUUGCAUGAAGACGUCACCUUGUUCGAUAAUGCCAACAUCAAAUCCAUACGAUUGGCUCUGAAUAGCGACUAUUAUCCGCAAGAACGAAUGCUAUUGGACUUUUCCCGAGACCAAUAUGCUGACGCUCACUUCAACUAUACAGAGUUCAACAAGAGCUACCAUAACUGUCAAGAAAAGCGCUCUCUAGUAAACUUUGCCGAAUUCAAAUCCCGACCAAUGUUUGUUAUCGAUUGCUCGAGGCGCCAUCUGGGUCUAAAGUCGUCCACAGUUGACAUAAAGGUUUUUCUAAUUUUCAAUAUGAUGAGCAACACUGCUCACGCUCAUAACGUGGAAGUUACGGCGGGGGCGUUCUGGAAGGCACUACCAAGUACCCUUGCGUACGAAGCAACACUUCCUUUAAUUUAUGAAACAAAUUGGCCUGAAGUUGGGUAUCCGAAUGGUGAUUCACAUGAAGGGCAACGUAUAGAUUGCACAUUACAUGUCAUAGAUGAUCAAGAUGAAUAA
Molecule: messenger RNA, 1977 nt
Organism: Phaedon cochleariae (mustard beetle)
Lineage: Eukaryota; Metazoa; Arthropoda; Insecta; Coleoptera; Chrysomelidae
Source: the annotation of a GenBank genome assembly